AAAAAAAAACUCCAUCUUAGGACAUUGGGAUUGUGGACUCCAAGUUUAUCAUCUUCAUCGACUGGCUAGGGUUCCAAAUUUGGCUUCAUCUGCAAUCUCGCCUAGGGUUCUAUUUCAAAAUUUUCCAGGGUUUUGAAAUGGAGGAUACACCUAAAGCAGAAGAUCAGUUGCCUGAGGGAGCCUCAGAAAGUGCGCCUCAAAAGAUGACAGAAACCCGUGAGGAGAUGCUUUCUAGGCAUAGGAAAGAAAUCUCUAAGCUACAGGACAAAGAAAUUUCUAUGAAAAAGGCAGCAGCUAAAGGCAGCAAAGCUGAACAGAAAGCUAAGAAAAAACAAGUGGACGAAGAAGUAUCUAAACUUUCUGCAAAGCUCAAAGAAGGGCAUGCUGGGGAACUUGCUUCUUUAGGCUACAGUGGUGAUAGUAAUAAUGAUAAUGGGAAGGAAAAAGGGAAUCUUGACACAUUGGUGAAGGCCAUUGCUGGUGUUUCUGUCAGUAGUCAAACUGACCAUUCAAAACCCAGCAAGAGCGUGAAGAGACGUGAGAAAAGAGCUCAACAAGAGGCAGCCAGAGAGCAGAGAAUACAAGAAGAGCAGAGUAAUAUCAUAAGUGAUCGGGUUAUUGAGAAUGAAAAGUUAGAAAGAAAGCUUGAGCCCCUUGGAUUGACUGUUAACGAAAUAAAGCCUGAUGGACACUGUCUCUACCGAGCUGUGGAGAAUCAGUUGGCUAUCCACACUGGUGGUUCAUCGCCUUAUUCAUAUCUUGAACUGCGACAGAUGGUGGCAGCUUACAUGAGGAAACAUGCAACUGACUUUCUCCCUUUUUUCCUCUCUGAGAAUGCAGAAGAGGGAGAAUCGGAUGAUUCUCUUGUAGGAAGGUUCGAGAAUUACUGUAGAGAAGUGGAGUCAACUGCUGCAUGGGGAGGACAACUUGAGCUUGGUGCUUUAACUCACGUCUUAAAGAAACAUAUAAUGAUAUUCUCAGGGUCGUUUCCUGAUGUGGAGAUGGGAAAGGAAUACAAAUCCAGCAGUGGGUCUGGCUCUUCAGCUUCCAGUAUAAUGCUAUCUUACCACAAGCAUGCUUUUGGGCUUGGUGAGCACUAUAACUCACUUAUUCCCAGUUCAGCUUGAUAGGUUUGAUUUAUAUUAUGUGGAACAAAUGUUCACAGCAACAUGAUAAUUCAACUGAUAUCAUGACUUACAGCAAACCGAUCUAGCAACAGUCUCAUUUGUGUCAUAAGUUUCGAGUUCAAUGCGUUUUGUCUUUCUACAAUGUUAUUAUAGGACUAAAUCCUAGCUUAUGGAUUUGGUUUUCUGUUCUGUGACAACUCAUACUUCCUUUCGUUCGUAUUCCAAAUUAAGAGUUUCUCUG
Molecule: messenger RNA, 1368 nt
Organism: Solanum verrucosum
Lineage: Eukaryota; Viridiplantae; Streptophyta; Magnoliopsida; Solanales; Solanaceae
Product: OVARIAN TUMOR DOMAIN-containing deubiquitinating enzyme 5
Exons: 3
Coding region: 138-1127 (329 amino acids)
Biological process (GO): protein deubiquitination
Molecular function (GO): cysteine-type deubiquitinase activity
Source: RefSeq, a predicted model, not a curated record